AUGAGCCCCCAUUCCUUCGGCCACGACGCCUUCAUCCUGCUCUUCCUCCUCACCCUCUUCACCCUGCCUAUAGUCCUUUACAGCUCCACGUCGUCCCGUCCCCACCUGGGCCUGGGCUCCAUCAUCGCCGAAUGGAUGAGGGAGACGUUCGCUUCGGUGCUUUGGUGGUUGGGGAUGUUUGGAGCGGGUCUGGGCUUGUUUUUGUGCGUUUUGGGAGGGGAGAUGGGGCAUCGGAUGUGGGUAAGGAGAGGGAGGAAGAAGGCAGGGGCGGAAGGGGGAGGGGGAAGUGGGGGAGGAGGAGCGGAAGGCAGCGAAUUGAUUGGCCAACUUGGAGCGGACGAUGGGGAAGAGGAGAGGAGGAGGGUGAGGAGGGUCACGAGGGAGGAGAGGUACGAACGGAAGGUCGAACACGUCGUCGAUGCACUCAAGGGGAAGCGAACGAGGACAAGUCAGCGACCGAGCUCCCGGGAGGAAGUGGAAAUGAAGGAUUUGAGUGGGGAGGUCGACACCACCACGACUGCGACCAAAAGCAAAGACCAUAACAUCAGGAGAAGGAUGCCACCUCCUCCGCCGCCGCUUUAA
Molecule: messenger RNA, 582 nt
Organism: Microbotryum saponariae
Lineage: Eukaryota; Fungi; Basidiomycota; Microbotryomycetes; Microbotryales; Microbotryaceae
Source: the annotation of a GenBank genome assembly